Molecule: messenger RNA, 930 nt
Organism: Aspergillus tanneri
Lineage: Eukaryota; Fungi; Ascomycota; Eurotiomycetes; Eurotiales; Aspergillaceae
Exons: 5
Coding region: 1-930 (309 amino acids)
Molecular function (GO): peroxidase activity
Source: RefSeq, a predicted model, not a curated record
AUGAAUCUUGUUGUAUACCUGGGAAUACUACUGCCUAUCUCCAUUCAAUCUAGCGCUCAGAUUGACUGGGGUUUCGCUGCCCCUUUUCACCAGAAAGUCCUCCAACCUGACAGUCCAAAUUUUGGCGUGAAUGAGCCUUUUAUUCCUACUCCUUCGCACAUUUUGCCAGAAAAAAAAGCCUUCCAUAUCGACGAGAAGGUUAACUACUACCAGCGAUUCUACAAUGGGUCUCGCAAUGGAGAAUAUCGGCGUUCGUCCUGUCCCGCCAUCAAUGCCCUGGCGAACAGGGGGUACAUUAAUCGCAGUGGACGGAACAUCACCUAUUCUGAGCUUGCUCAUGCUGUUCGUGAUGUGUGGAACUUUGGAGAUGACAAUAGUAUGCUCGUCCUCGCGCCAACAUUCGCCAUGAAUGGGUGGCCGGAAACGAUUGAUCUUGAUAAUUUUAACGACGAUCUGGUGCAGUAUGUGAUUAACUGCCCAGCAGCACCGACUCGAAAUGAUCGCGCCAUUGGUGAUAAUAUUAAUAUUAAUAUGACUCUGUUUGAGUCACUUCUAUCCUUUUCCAAGGACGGAGAGACUUUAUCAUUGGAAGAUCUUGCCGAACAUCACCAUUUAAGGCAUAAUCAGAGUAAGGCGGAAAAUCCAAACUUUGUAUUUGGCAACCAGGGGGCAAUCUGGAAAUUCGGCAAACAUGGUCGGACAACGCUCUUCGUGGAUGAUGUGAAGACAUUCUAUCUAGACGAGGAUAUUCCGAAGAAUUAUGAGCGACGGGAAAUUGCUCACUAUUCCCCCGAGUCAAAUGCCAUGAUCGAUCGCAUGUCACAUCAUAUUGGCUACACAAUCCAGCGUCCGUUUCCAGAAGGGGAUCAAGAACCUGGGCGUGAUAUUUGUCCAAUGAGGGCCCGGUUCCAGAGGAAGGAAUGUGAUUGA